Molecule: messenger RNA, 486 nt
Organism: Trifolium pratense (red clover)
Lineage: Eukaryota; Viridiplantae; Streptophyta; Magnoliopsida; Fabales; Fabaceae
Product: blue copper protein 1a-like
Exons: 2
Coding region: 1-486 (161 amino acids)
Cellular component (GO): plasma membrane
Molecular function (GO): electron transfer activity
Source: RefSeq, a predicted model, not a curated record
AUGGCUUCUUCUCGUGUAGCAUUGAUUCUUGCAAUUUCAAUGGUUUUGUUUUCCUCAGUUGCAUUGGCAACUGAUCAUAUUGUGGGUGGAGAUAAGGGAUGGACUGUUGAUCUCAAUUACACUCAAUGGGCAUCGGAGACGGUUUUUCGUGUUGGCGACAACCUUGUUUUCAACUAUGACCCUUCAAGACAUAAUGUUUUCAAGGUGAACGGAACACUCUUUCAAAGCUGCACUUUUCCAGCAGCAAACGAAGCACUUUCUACCGGAAAAGAUAUCAUUCAACUAAAAACAGAAGGAAGAAAGUGGUAUGUUUGUGGUAUAGCUGAUCAUUGUUCUACUCGCCAAAUGAAAUUUGCCAUCACUGUUCUACUGGAAGCUGCACCUGCUCCUUCUCCUCCGCCAUCUUCGAUGGCUCACUCUGUUGUCUCAUCUAUGUUUGGAGUCGUCAUGGCAACCAUGGUUGCAAUUGGAGUCAUCUUUGCAUGA